Loxodonta africana (African savanna elephant) is the source of this 7688-nucleotide messenger RNA. RefSeq names its product solute carrier family 45 member 3 (gene SLC45A3). The transcript is spliced from 5 exons. The coding region runs from base 4027 to 5685 and encodes 552 amino acids. Gene Ontology annotation, molecular function: sucrose:proton symporter activity. The record is from RefSeq and is a predicted model, not a curated record. NCBI's taxonomy places the organism in Eukaryota, Metazoa, Chordata, Mammalia, Proboscidea, Elephantidae. Gene Ontology annotation, cellular component: membrane.
GGAGGAGGAAGAGCUGGACAGUGAUCCUGGGCUGUGGCACUUGAGCCCCUUGCAGGCGGCUAGGUGGGGGAGGAUGGCUUGGAGGCCCCUCUGAAGCUAUCCCUUUGCCUGAGCUGCUGCUCUCAGCCAGGCAGGGCUCUGGAGAGAAAUGCCAGAGAGACCAGGAUGGUCCGAAGACUCAGGAAGUAAAAUUAAGCACUGUCAUCUGGAUCAUCAGAGUUUGGUAACAACAUUAUGAAUAAAAACCUAGACUGUCAGGAAGACAGUUUAAAUCUUGUCAUCACCCCCCCCCCAACCCCCAGUUGGUUUUGGGACAAGUCGAUUCCGAACCCUGUAGAACUGCUCCAUAGUGCUUCCAAGGAGCUGCUGGUGAAUUCCAACUGCCGAUCUUUCGGUUAGCAGCCAAGCUCUUAACCACUGUGCUACCAGGACUCCUUUGGCCCCUCCACAAGCUGUAGAAUGUUAGGCAAGUUACUUAAUCUCUCUAUCCUCAAUAUAUAAAAAAAAAAAUCAAACCCACUGCUGUCGAGUCGAUUCCGACUCACAGUGACCCUAUAGGACAGCACAGAAUUGCACCAUAGAGUUUCCAAGGAGCGCCUGGUGGAUUCAAACUGUGGAACACUUGGUUAGCAGCCAUAGCACUUAACUACUACCUCACCAGGGUUUCCAUCCUCAAUAUACCCACCUGCAAGACGGGUGAUAAUAAUGAUAAAAAUUCUUACCUUAUAAAAAAAAAAGAUAAUUGGUAUUAUAAGAAUUAAAUCAUGCAUAUGGAACACUUAACAGGGUGCCUGAUGCAGACUAAGUGCUCAGUAAAUGUUAACUAGUAUUAACUAUGUCUGUUACCUGUGGGUGAUGCUAAACCAUUAAUGCGUUCAGCCAUUAACCAAAAGGUUGGUGGUUCAAGUCCACCCAGGGGUACCUCAGAAGAAAGGCCUGGCGAUUCACUUCCAAAAAAUCAAUCAUUGAAACUCCUAUGGAGCACAGCUGUACUCUGACACACAUGGGGUCGCCAUAAGUCAGAAUCAACUGGAUGGCGUAUCUGUCAUCUGUGACCACGUGGGCAGCAGCACCCAGGCUGGGACGCUUUCUUGGGCCCUACUCUUUAAAACAAAACAAAAAAAAUCUGCUGUGGACCUCUUUCUUUGGGAACAAAGCCUCCUGGACUUUGGGGCAUCACUAUGAAUGGUUAAGAAACUGGACUCUGGAGGCAAGCUGCCUAGGUUUGAAUCCCAGUUCCUCCUUGUGCAAGUGGCUGAACUUCUCUGUGCUUCAGCUUCCUCCUCUGUGAAGCGAGGGUGACAGCAGCUACCUCACAGUGCUGUGAGGGUUAAGUAAGCUGCUGUAGGUAAACCUCUAAGCGCAGCAGCUGCAUGUAAAAAGAGCUUGAUAAAUGUCAGCUGCUGUUAUUUGGCGACAAUGGAGGCAAUCAUUGUGCUUUGCACUUAGAAGCCAGAGUUCUUUAGCAAGGGAAUUGGACCAUAUAGAAACUGUAUAUAAACUACGAAUGACACUUCUUAGUUGAACUUGUGGCGUGGUGUAAAGAGCAUAGUCGAACUGGAUGUCCUGGUCUUCCCCCUGUCAGUAACUGUGAUUAUUAGUUUUUAAUCAGGCUGGAAACUCCCGUCUUGUGGUCCUCCCAAGAGUGUGCUCCUUGAGUCAGAAGAGGGUACCUGAAGGGAUGGAGGUGAAUAUUUAUCCUGCAGGGUUAAGAGCCUCCUGUGAAGAAAGGGUAUUUGUUGUUAUCUUUAGAGAAACUGGAUGAGAGGGAUGGGGCCUGUGAAUGUGGGAUUCUGCUCUGGCCUUCCUCCCUCUCCAACCCUUGGAACCUUUUGCACUGCUUUCUGGUGUCCAGAGAGAAGCCCAGCCUGGCUUUCUCUGAACAGUCAGUGGCCCUGUUUGCUGGACAGCAAGGAUGGAGGCUGGACCAGUUGGUACCAGCUCCAGUGUCUCUGGUGCUGAUGCCACUUGACUCCCAGCAAUAGAGCUGGAGAGCUCUUUGUCUAGUGUAUUAAGUGUCCCUGGUUGGGGGUGGGGCUGGUGACAGAGCCAUCACGGGAUGGUCCUGAUCCCUGGCCAGAACUUUCUGUUUAAUCCCUUUUUCUACUCCGUGGUCUAUGUUCCCUCCUCCCUGGGAAGAAGUCCACCGUUUUACCACUGACGCUGAAUGUCUUGUGGGGCUUCUGAUGGAGGAGGUGGGCCUGCCUCACCCGUUGGCUUUGGUUUCUUGGUCUGUAAGAUGGAGACGACGAUAUUCACCAUGCAGGGCUGUGAUGAGGAUUCCAUGUGGAAAUGAAUGUUUAGCAAAUGCCUGCACAGAUCAGUUGCUCAAUACAUGUUUGUUCUCUCCCCCUUCUCCUUUGUUAAUGAUGGAGAGCGCUCUUUCUGGGGAGCAGGGACGAGCCAGCAAGAAGGGGGUUGGAGACUAGCCCCGGGUCCCACAGCUGAGCCUCAGUCACCAAAUGGGGGCCAGAUGGAAUGCCAGGCAGAUAGGAUGCCCUUAGGAGCAGCCAGCCUGCUGUAGCAGUCCCUCUUUUCCUGAUGCUUGGUGUCACGUCCCUCCUCAGCUCUUAUCCCACGUGCACUUUGAGCCUGUAAAUAGUGUCAAUUCAGGAGCACUGCCCCAUCCCUGAGGAUGUGGCAGUCUAGCUCCCCACUACUGGCCCUUGUCACUAGAGAUAGCUGAGCACCAUGAGCGUGGCCCUGCCUGAAUCCUGGGCAUUGUGGCCAGCGCACAUCUGGCAGGAAUCCUGAUUCAACCUCACCCACGAGGCCACCUGUUGGACACCCACUCUUCUUGCUCUGGGUGGUGCUAUAGUCCUGGCUUUGAAGCAGCUGGUGGGCUGGUUUGCAGGGAGGCAGGACAGCAAACCAGAGACCAUGACGAUCAGAUGCAGCUAUCCAGCCCGCUGGGGGGCCUGGCAGCCAAGAUUUGAGAAAGAGGGAAGUCUUUGACAGCUGGGGUUCCAGGGAGCCCUCCAGGAGGUGUGAGGUUUGAGCUGGACAGGAUUCAGGUGAGAGGGAGAGGCGGUACAGGAAUAGGAAGUGACUGGAGCUGAGUGUUGAUGAAUUCCCUGACCCUGGGCCUAGGGAGCUGUGACAACUCACCUGAGGACUCGCAGGUAGCUGGAGCAGACCUGAGAUCAAAGCCCAGUCCCAUGGUUUUGGGUCUGGUGCUCUACUGAGUCCCUGGUGGUGCAAAUGCUUAACAUGCUCAGCUGCUCACUGCAAGUUUGGAGGUUUGUGUCUACCCAGAGGCACCUCAGAAGAAAGGCCUGGUGAUCUACUUCUUAAAAAUCAGCCAUUGAAAACCCUAUGGAACACAGUCCUCCUCCGACACACGUGGGGUUGCCCUGAGUCAGAGUGGACUUGACAGCAACUGGUAUUCUUUCUGCCAUACCUCACUGCAGGGGGCGCCAAAGCUGGGGAGGGGGGGCGUUGGGAAAUCCCAGGCCUCCAGUGGCCGUGUUUGGCAGAUGCCUGCCUUUUUCUGCACAGUCCUAGCUGUUCACCUUUCCAGGUUCAGCAGGGUGGCCACCUCUUGUAGGAAGCCCUGGUAAGAUGGAACAUGUCCCAUGCCUUGGGCCUCCACUCUGUGGGCUUCCGCCUCAGCACCUGCUCCACCUCAGUGCACUGAUUGCAUCUUAGCUCUGUUACCCAUGUGAGCCAUAAGCAGUUGUUUCUCUAUCCCCAGCACCUUCACAGUGGGCUUGCACAUAACCGGGGCUCAGUAAGUGCUGAAUGGUCGGACAGACGGACGGACGGACGGACGGAUGGAUGGCUAACUGUGCAAAGGAUCUGAGGAAUGAGAUGUGUCCCCACCGAGGUGCCCCACAGCACCCCACAUUCAGCUUGGGCUGAGAAGCUGGACCUGGACCAGACGGCUGGCAGCAAUGGGCUCCUGGCCGGAUCCUAGACAGCUGGUGGCAGCGAGGAGGAGGAGAGGCCUUGGGGUCUGGAGCAGGGCUGGGAGGAAGCAGGACUGGAGUGUGUGAGCAGCCCCCGAACCUUCCCGCUGGGCCCACCAUGGUCCAGAGACUGUGGGUAAGCCGCCUGUUGCGGCAUCGCAAAGCCCAGCUCCUGCUGGUCAACCUGCUGACCUUCGGCCUGGAGGUGUGCCUGGCCGCGGGCAUCACCUACGUGCCCCCGCUGCUGCUGGAAGUGGGGGUAGAGGAGAAGUUCAUGACCAUGGUGCUGGGCAUUGGUCCAGUGCUGGGGCUGGUCUCCGUCCCACUCGUAGGCUCGGCCAGUGACCACUGGCGUGGGCGCUACGGCCGUCGCAGGCCCUUCAUCUGGGCUCUGUCCCUGGGUGUCCUGCUAAGCCUUUUCCUCAUCCCGAGGGCUGGUUGGCUGGCAGGGCUGCUGUACCCGGAUGCCAGGCCCCUGGAGUUGGCACUGCUGAUCCUGGGCGUGGGGCUGCUGGACUUCUGUGGCCAGGUGUGCUUCACCCCGCUAGAGGCCCUGCUCUCCGACCUCUUCCGGGACCCAGACCACUGUCGCCAGGCCUUCUCUGUCUAUGCCUUCAUGAUCAGCCUUGGCGGCUGCCUGGGCUACCUGCUGCCUGCCAUCAACUGGGACGCCAGUGCCCUGGCCCCCUACCUGGGCACCCAGGAGGAGUGCCUUUUUGGCCUGCUCACACUCAUCUUCCUCACUUGUGCGGUGGCCACGCUGUUUGUGGCUGAGGAGGCAGCACUGGGCCCCACUGAGCCAGCUGAGGGGCUGCCGGUCCCCGCCACACCCCCCCACUGCUGCCCAUGCCGUGCCCGCCUGGCCCUCUGGAACCUGGGUGCCCUGUUGCCCUGGCUGCACCGGCUCUGCUGCAGGGUACCUCGUACCCUGCGCCGGCUCUUUGUGGCUGAGCUGUGCAGCUGGAUGGCCUUCAUGACCUUCACACUGUUUUACACGGACUUUGUGGGCGAGAGGCUGUACAAGGGUGUGCCCAGGGCUGAGCCAGGCACCGAAGCCCGGAGACACUAUGACGAAGGGGUCCGGAUGGGCAGCCUGGGGCUGUUCCUCCAGUGUGCCAUCUCCCUGAUCUUCUCUUUGGUCAUGGACCGGCUGGUGCAGCGAUUCGGCACCCGGGCAGUGUACCUGACCAGCGUGGCGGCUUUCCCUGUGGCUGCUGGUGCCACGUGCUUGUCCCACAGCGUGGCUGUGGUGACUGCCUCGGCUGCGCUUACCGGCUUCACCUUCUCGGCCCUGCAGAUCCUGCCCUAUACGCUGGCCUCCCUCUACCACCGUGACAAGCAGGUGUUCCUGCCCAAAUACCGAGGGGACGCUGGAGGUGGCAGUGAAGACAGCCUGACAACCAGCUUCCUGCCGGGCCCCAAGUCUGGAGCUUCCUUCCCGAAUGGACACAUGGGUGCAGGGGGCAGUGGUCUGCUCCCUUCACCACCCACGCUCUGUGGGGCCUCGGCCCGUGAUGUUUCCAUGCGCGUGGUGGUGGGCGAGCCGUCCGAGGCCAGGGUCGUCUCGGGCCGGGGCAUCUGCCUGGACCUCGCCAUCCUAGACAGUGCCUUCUUGCUGUCCCAGGUGGCCCCGUCCCUGUUCAUGGGCUCCAUCGUCCAGCUUAGCCAGUCUGUCACAGCCUAUAUGGUGUCGGCUGCAGGCCUGGGUCUGGUCGCCAUUUACUUUGCCACACAGGUAGUAUUUGACAAGAACGACUUGGCCAAAUACUCGGUGUAGAGCACUUCGGACCUGUUGAGGGAGUGCCUGCCCCACUGGGUGGGUCCCAGUUCCCCCUCUUCCAGUUCCUAGAUAGCCCCACAGGGCUGCCCUCUGGCCUUCCACUUCCUAUUGCUGCCGAAGUGGUGUGGCUCUCUGCUGCCACCUCGUGGCGAUGAGGUGCAUAGCUACACAAAUGGGGGCUGGGGUCUUCAGCCUUUGGGGCUGGCUGGCCCCUCUCCAGAUGGACUUCAGUCUGGACUUCUAUAGGGAGGCCAGGAAGGCAGAACAUUUGAUUAGCUCCACGCACUGGGAUGCAGGACGCUGUAGGUGAUUACCCAGGCUCAGGAUUAACAGGAGUGUCCUGGCCAAGUCAUAGCAGAAAAGGGGUUUUAGGGGCUGAGUCAGCUUAGCCACCUGGUCUCCCCGCUCCAAGCCCCCUUGCUAUAUAGGUUCCCCCAAUAUUGCUCUUGCAUGGGGUUUUUCUGAAGCUGUCCCCGACAGGGGUUGAGAGUUAUUUUGGGGGAAGAGUUCUGAGGGAAGGGGAAAGCCCUCUUGCUACCCCUCCCCAGCACUGCCUUUCUGCUGACUUCCCCUCACCCCACAUUUGAUCAGGACAUGGCUUGUCUGUCCCUGUGUCACCAUCAUAGGGGCACAGGCCUUUAAAUAUUUAACUUAUUUAUUUAACAAAGUGCGAGGGACUCAAUUCCCAGCUCUGCCUUGUAGGUCUCUAGGAGUUCGGAGGGGUGGGCUCCCCAACAACCGGGUCCUCUAAGAUACCUGGUUUUUGGGCUGAGCAUUGCCAGAAUCCUCUUCUCCUGGGGUGAUUGGCGUGGCCCCCAAAACUGCCUAGCUCAGGAGCUUGGAAGCCCCAUUUACCCCAACAGAAAUCCCAGAUGCUGUCACCAAGGUGGAGGUGGGUCGUCAGGUCUCUGUGGCCCCCUAACCUCCCCUUUGCCCCUGGCCCACCCACCCACUGCCCUCGGCCCCCUCUAGGCCUGAGAAGGUGAAGGAGCUGCCGGCCUGCCUUUGCCCAGUUGGCUUCUCUUUGGGGACCAGAAGCAGAGUGCGCCUCCACUAGCCUGUGUCGGUCUCAGCACCCGGGGCACGUCUGUGCUUGGGGAUCCCGCACAGAAACUCAGGAGCACGCCCCCGCCCAGGCUAGGGAGGCCUUAUCUCUGGGCCUUAAGUGCCCUUUGCAAUACUGUUACAUCUUAUUUAUUUAGUGGAGUAAAUGUUUUAUACUGUAUGUGAACAAUCAGAGUAUAGUGUUUAUGGUGACGAAAUUAAAGGUCUCUUAUAUGUUUAACUGGUGUGUGUUUAUCUUUUCUGAGGGGGAAGGACUUGAUCUCUUUAAAAGUAUCCUGAACUCUGUUCAUGGUGACCCUUAGCUUUUUGGCUAAGUUUCCGGUUAACGUUUGUCUAAGCUGUUGAUGGAACCCUGGUGGCGCAGUGAGUAAGAGCUACGGCUGCUAACCAAAAGGUCAGCAGUUCGAAUCCACCAGCUGCUCCUUGGAAACCCUAUGGGACAGUUCUGUUCUGUCCUAUGGGGUUGCUAUGAGUUGGAGCCGACUGGAUGAGGGCACCUAACAACAAAGCCGUUGAUGAUCAUUGCGUCAGUUCCCAGUAUUUACCAGCAGACGGAGCCAUAGACCAGCAAUCUGCUGCGGAUCGGUGAUUGGGCGUGGCUCUGGUACACCCGUGGCUUGAGUUCAUUCACGCAGUGGGAGGGGGCGGGAAGAGUCCCGGAUGCAGGAGUGUGUGGCAUUUUCCUUCUGAAAGGGUUUACAGCGUGGCCAAGGUGGAUGGAGCAAGUACCCGUUAUCAACCUCGGCAGAAUAGGGAGCACACUUGGCAGGUGUAUGGUGAGGAUUUCGACACCACUGUACAUUGGUUUGGAAACCCUGGUUGCAUAGUGGUUAAGUGCUAUGGCUGCUAACCAAGAGGUCGGCAGUUCAAAUCCACCGGACACUCUUGUGGGGCCGUUAUACUCUGUCCUGUAGGGUGGCUAUGAGUCGGAAUCG